Aspergillus nidulans FGSC A4 is the source of this 1533-nucleotide messenger RNA. RefSeq names its product serine/threonine protein kinase mek1. The record is from RefSeq and is a predicted model, not a curated record. The coding region runs from base 1 to 1533 and encodes 510 amino acids. Gene Ontology annotation, molecular function: ATP binding; protein serine/threonine kinase activity; protein kinase activity. The transcript has 3 exons. NCBI's taxonomy places the organism in Eukaryota, Fungi, Ascomycota, Eurotiomycetes, Eurotiales, Aspergillaceae.
AUGAACGGCAGCUUGUGGAACAAUUACAGAAUGGGAAAUGGACGGAAAAGCUUCCUUCUCAGUGACGGUGAUAUCCUCCGGCUUUCGGAGAGGGUAUAUCUGAUUUAUCGCUCUCUCGAUAAUGCACAGCACACGUAUUUUGAUCCUUUCCAGGUUCAUGAGAUGAGGGCAUUCUCCCACGAAUACGUUAUCACGCGGCGCAAGCUUGGCUCUGGUGCUUAUGGACAGGUUCAUAUGGCGUACAAUAAGAGUACCGGACAGCAGUUCGCUUGCAAAAUUGUUAACCUCCUCGCAGUCAAGCAUCAGCUGGCCAAGGUAGGAGAGGCACGACACGAGCUGGCAUUUGGGAAGAAUAUUAGUGCGAAGAUGAAGGACAGUUAUGUCAGGUUCCAGCUACAGGAGACUCUUGAGAAAUACCACCGCGAGGCGAAGAUACUUGAAACCCUGCAACAUGAUCUUUUGACCGCUGGAGACCUAUUCUCCUACAUCCAGUACAAAGGUGGGAGACUGCCUGACAUCGAAGCGGCCGUUAUUGUGCGUCAGAUUGUCAUCGCCCUUGAUUAUCUCCAUGACAGAAACAUAGUCCAUAGGGACUUGAAGCCCGAUAAUAUCUUGAUGACGGCCCUGGCCGACGGAUGUAGAGUUGUGCUCACUGAUUUCGGAUGUGCCACCUUUGUCGACCCGAUGACAAAUCGAAUGCUGAGUACGGUUGGAACCUUUGAGUUCAGCGCUCCGUCAGUACUAUUCGAUCCUUGGGGAUAUCACGCACUGAUCUUGUAUAGUGAGGUAGUGAGGCAGAAUCGUGAAGGAUAUACCAAGGCCGCGGAUCUAUGGUCUCUAGGCUGCUUGGCGGCCGUCCUUCUCACCGGGGAACCUGUGUUUGAUAACAUGCGCAAUGGCCAUGAUGAAAACUGCCGGCUGAAAGCUAUCGAAGAGCUAAAGGUGAAGAUGCAUCGACUUAAUGUGGGCGACCGAGCUCAAGACUUCGUUUUCCGGCUACUUCAGCAAGAUGUACGCAAGCGCAUGGAUGUCAAACAAGCACUGCAGCAUAUGUGGUUCACCAACCCGUCGCACAAGGCCGAUUUCGAGGCACUCUACAAGCGUUGUAUCAGAGACUGGAAGCCGCGCACGGCUGAACAACCAUUAAUUGUUAAGCUGAAUACUUACGUCAACGGUCAGACCCAGAACCAGACCAUACCCAGGAUCAAGAAGGAGCAUUCUUUCGUGGCUGAAUCCUCCUCUCAGGCUGAUCCGGUCCCACCAUCAACAGGCGAGACAGAAGACAAGAGCCCCGAGAGCCUUUCAGACAUUGUCCAUUCUCCGUACCAUGACAAGUCUCAACAAACGCGCUCUUCGGCUGAAGUAGCAGUAUCCGUAUUGCAACCGGAGGAGGACUACGUAAACGGUAUAAAGCGAUCCCAUUCCAGCAUUGACGAGGUUGAGGAUCGAGUUUACGAGGAGGUAAUGAACCCGGUAACUGGAAAGCGACAGCACUUGGUGUAUGGCUACUGGGCCACGGCCGCGAAGAAAUGA